AUGUUAAAGCAUGGAUAUCCUGCUUACACAACAUCCUGUGCCGGGCUGUGCUACUCAGACCAACUGUUAAAACAAGUGUAAUUUUACUUGUGGUCAUGCACAGAGGCUUUGAAAGAGGGCUGGACAAGGUUCAAAGUAAAGGUGGGUGCAGAUCUGCAGGAUGAUAUUCAUAGAUGCAGAUUUAUACAAAAAAUGAUUGGCCCUGACAAACCCCAGAUGCUGGAUGCAAACCAGCAAGGGGAAAUAAAGAAAGCAGUAGAGUUGGUCACUGAACUACCUCAAUUUAAACCCUUAUGGAUUGAGGAGCCAACUUCUCCAGAUGAUAUUUUGGGACAUGCAAUCAUUGCAAAGGCCUUAGCACUGCUAGGAAUUAGUGUGGCAACAGCAGAACAUUGCCAAAACAGAGUGAUAUUUAAACAGCUCCUACAAGCUAAGUCCCUGACUUAUCUCCAAAUUGACAGCUGCAGACCAGCAAGCGUGAAUGAAAACUUGUGCAUUGCUCUGUUUUCAAUUCCUGUUUGCCCUCAUGCUGGGGGAAUUGCUUGUGAAUUAGUCCACCACUUGAAAAUAUUUGAUUAUAUCUCAGUAUCUGGCAGUCGUGAAAGCAGGAUGUGUGAAUUUGUAGAUCACCUUCAUAAACACUUCAAAUAUCCUACCGUAAUCAAGAAUGCUUCCUACAUGCCGCCUCAGGGUACUGGCUAUUCCACUGAAAUGAAAAAACAUUCUGCAAGAAACUAUCAGUUUCCAGAGGGAGAAGUCUGGCAGAAGCACCUUUCAAUCCAAAAGGCACAGCAGCAUUGA
Messenger RNA from Dromaius novaehollandiae (emu), 801 nucleotides. It is a transcript of the gene ENOSF1, whose product is annotated as enolase superfamily member 1. Lineage: Eukaryota; Metazoa; Chordata; Aves; Casuariiformes; Dromaiidae. Gene Ontology annotation, molecular function: magnesium ion binding; hydro-lyase activity. Gene Ontology annotation, biological process: carbohydrate catabolic process. The record is from RefSeq and is a predicted model, not a curated record.